Loa loa (African eye worm) is the source of this 408-nucleotide messenger RNA. RefSeq names its product histone H2A isoform 1. NCBI's taxonomy places the organism in Eukaryota, Metazoa, Nematoda, Chromadorea, Rhabditida, Onchocercidae. The record is from RefSeq and is a predicted model, not a curated record. The transcript has a single exon. Gene Ontology annotation, cellular component: nucleosome. Gene Ontology annotation, molecular function: structural constituent of chromatin; DNA binding; protein heterodimerization activity. The coding region runs from base 1 to 408 and encodes 135 amino acids.
AUGUCGGAUCAGAAGAAGGACAAGAAGACCUCCAAAAAAGGUAAAUCGAGAUCCUCCAAGGCUGGAUUGAACUUUCCCGUUGGUCGUAUUCAUCGUUUGCUUCGCAAGGGAAACUACGCUGAUCGGAUUGGUGCCAUUGCUCCGGUGUAUCUUGCCGCAGUGCUUGAAUACUUGUCUGCCGAAGUUUUGUACCUGGCUGGAAACGCAGCACGUGACAACAAGAGAAGCCGAAUCAGUCCCCGACACAUGCAAUUAGCUAUACGGAACGACGAUGAACUGAAUGCGCUUCUUUCCGAUGUAACGAUCUCUCAAGGCGGUGUGUUACCCAAUAUCCACUCGGCGCUUCUUCCCAAGGUGCCAGCUGAACGGGCAUCAACUUCGAAGCACAGUGACCUUAAUAUGACGUGA